AUGGUUGUGAAAGCUUACCCAUUAGGAAUGGUACGUAUCAUGAAUAACAACGGCCUCAACGAAGAAGACGAAGAAGAAGGAGACUCUGGAGUCGAACCAUACGUUGGACUAGAAUUCGACACAGCCGAAGAAGCUCGUGACUACUACAACUCCUACGCUACUCGAACCGGCUUCAAAGUCAGAACCGGACAGUUAUACAGAUCGAGAACAGACGGCACCGUUUCGUCAAGAAGAUUCGUUUGCUCAAAGGAAGGGUUUCAGCUAAAUUCAAGAACAGGAUGUCCUGCUUUCAUCAGAGUGCAGCGACGAGAUACAGGUAAAUGGGUUCUUGAUCAGAUUCAGAAAGAGCAUAACCACGAGCUCGGUGGUUUAAUAGACGAGACUACUACAACCACUCCACGACCUUCCGUACAACAGAGAGCACCGGCUCCAACGAAGCUAGCUGUCUCGGUUCCUCACAGACCUAAAAUGAAAGUUGUUGAUGAAUCUGAUAAAGGACGGUCUUGCCCUUCCGGUGUGAUCUCUUUCAAACGUUUCAAAGGAGCUGAAGAGAGCGACGAGACGCAGAGCAAGGCUGCUACUGAGCCACACGCAGGGUUGGAGUUUGCUUCAGCUAACGAAGCGUGCCUUUUUUACCAAUCCUAUUCAGAAGUUGUCGGCUUUCGUGUCCGGAUCGGUCAGCUGUUCCGUUCCAAAGUCGACGGAUCCAUCACUUCAAGAAGAUUCGUCUGCUCGAAAGAAGGGUUUCAACAUCCUUCGAGAAUGGGAUGUGGAGCUUACAUGAGGAUCAAACGUCAAGAUUCCGGAGGUUGGAUCGUUGACCGUCUCAACAAAGUUCAUAACCAUGACCUUGAGCCUGGGAAGAAGAACGCCGGCAUGAAGAAGAUCACAGAGGAUGUCACCGGAGGGCUUGACUCCGUCGACCUCAUCGAGCUAAACGACUUCACCAGCAUCAAUCACAAGACACGAGAGAACACCAUAGGUAAAGAAUGGUAUCCAGUCCUCCUCGACCACUUCCAGUCAAAGCAAGCAGAGGACAUGGGCUUCUUCUACGCGGUGGAGCUCGACAGCAACGGAGCCUGCAUGAGCGUCUUCUGGGCGGAUUCUCGUUCAAGAUUCGCGUGCAGUCAGUUCGGCGAUGCGGUUGUGUUCGACACUUCGUAUAGACAACAAGACUACUCUGUUCCCUUCGCUACGUUUAUAGGUUUCAACCACCACAGGCAGCCAGUGCUUCUCGGCGGCGCUUUAGUCGCCGACGAGUCUAGAGAGGCUUUCUCGUGGCUGUUCCAGACGUGGCUUCGCGCCAUGUCGGGCCGUCGUCCGAGAUCUUUUAUAGCCGAUGAAGACUUGCCUAUCAAGGAAGCUGUAGCUCAAGUCUUCCCCGGGACUCAUCACCGGUUCUCAGCGUGGCAGAUUAGGUCAAAAGAGCGAGAGAAUCUACGGACGUUCCCUAACGAGUUCAAGUACGAGUACGAGAAGUGUUUGUACCAGACGCAAACAACCGUCGAGUUCGACACGAUGUGGAGUGCUCUCGUUAACAAAUAUGGGCUUAGAGAUAACUUAUGGCUCAGAGAGGUAUACGAGAAGCGUGUGAACUGGGUCCCAGCGUAUCUAAGAGCUAGCUUCUUCGGUGGGAUCCCUGUGAACGGGACGUACCAACCGUUUUACAGGGAUUCGCUGAGCUCUUUAACCUCUCUGAGAGAGUUUGUUUCGAUGUACGAGCAUGGUUUAGAGCAGCGACGUGAGGAGGAGAGGAAAGAGGAUUCGAACUCUUACAACUUGCAGCCGUUUCUUCAGACGAAAGAGCCAGUUGAGGAGCAGUGCAGGAGGCUGUACACGCUCACCGUCUUCAGAGUCUUCCAAGGGGAGCUCGCGCAGUCUUACAACUACCUCGGUUUGAAGACGUACGAGGAAGGAGCUAUCAGUAGGUUUCUGGUGAGGAAAUGUGGGAACGAGAGCGAGAAGCACGCGGUGACUUUCAGCGCGUCGAAUCUGAACGCGAGCUGUAGUUGUCAGAUGUUUGAGUACGAAGGGCUUCUCUGUAGGCAUAUCUUGAAAGUGUUUAACCUUUUGGAUAUUCGGGAGUUACCGUCUCGGUAUAUACUUCACCGGUGGACCAAAAACGCGGAGUUUGGGUUUGUACGCGAUGUGGAGUCUGGUGUGACUUCUCAGGAGCUUAAGGCGUUAAUGAUAUGGAGCUUGAGGGAGGCGGCUUCCAAGUAUAUAGAGUUUGGGACGUCGUCGUUGGAGAAGUAUAAGCUUGCGUAUGAGAUUAUGCGUGAAGGUGGGAAGAAGCUGUGUUGGCAGAGAUGA
Molecule: messenger RNA, 2313 nt
Organism: Microthlaspi erraticum
Lineage: Eukaryota; Viridiplantae; Streptophyta; Magnoliopsida; Brassicales; Brassicaceae
Source: the annotation of a GenBank genome assembly